Molecule: messenger RNA, 3603 nt
Organism: Penicillium antarcticum
Lineage: Eukaryota; Fungi; Ascomycota; Eurotiomycetes; Eurotiales; Aspergillaceae
Exons: 1
Coding region: 1-3603 (1200 amino acids)
Biological process (GO): positive regulation of establishment of bipolar cell polarity regulating cell shape
Cellular component (GO): plasma membrane of growing cell tip
Molecular function (GO): protein binding
Source: RefSeq, a predicted model, not a curated record
AUGAGGUUCUCUUCAUUGUUUGGGCCGGCGACUGGCUUGCUCCUUGCGGGUUUACCAACCCUUUACGCCCUGUCAUUCGAGACGGUAUCAGUUCCGGAACUAGACCUCAGCUCGCUGGGACGGGUGUCAAUCACCGGUGACUUCGAUGGCGUUUCGCUCUACCAGUACAAGGGACAGUCCGAACAGAUUCCUCAAAAUGGCUCGCAAUCCCUUCUAACUCCGCUACCGAACGGUAUCCUCACGACUCUCGAAUCGUCCGACGCACACAUCCUGGCAAUGUGCCCCUUUACGCAAAAAGAUGGAACCUUUGCAGGAAUCUUUGUCGGAGGUAACUUCACCAGUCUGGGCGGCGUUGAGUCCCCCGGUGCUGCGCUUUUCAACCCGAAUACCACCAAGAUCACUGCUCUACCAGGUCUUUCGGGCUCGGUUCAUGCUGUGACUUGCGACCAGAGCACCAAUCGCGUUUACGUCGGAGGAAACUUUACAUACGAAAACACAACCAACGUCGUUGCCUGGGCGCCUGGCGACGGCUGGAAGGAUCUUUCGUUCAAUGGUCUUAACGGACCCGUCAAGUCGAUCUUGAAGGCAGAUAAUGGUCACAUCAUCUUUGGAGGAUCUUUCGAUUCCCUCGGCAACAGCACCAGCUCAUCCAAUGAACGCCAAGUUCUUAACCUGCAAAAUGCGACCAUCACCUCCGACACAGAUUCCUCUCUGAGUGGUUACUCUGACCCCCGUAACAUCAUCUGUUCGACAAGUGGAAAGGCAGCUAAAGGUAGCACCUAUCUGCUUCAUGAUUACGCCCCUGGAUUUUGGAGAGCGGACCUUGGAUUUGACUUUUACCCCACCAAAAUUCGCCUCUACAACACUCAUCUGGAUGGACGUGGUACUAAGGAUUUCUUGCUCCGAGCGCUCCCCGACAAUGGUAUUAUGAACCUGACUUACACCGACGAGUCAGGUAAAAAGGCCAAUUGUGACUCUUCCUGCCCGCUUUCCAGCAGCACCGACGAGAAGUACCGUGAAUUUACCAUGGUUAACCCCGUCGGUAUGCAGGGCCUCCAGAUCGAAAUCUUGGAUUGGUAUGGACAGGGAGCCGGUCUUAACGGAAUCGAAGUCUUCCAGGAUCAGAUCCUGACAUACGCCGUUGACCAAUACAAUGAACCGACCUGCGCAGGCAUUGAAUACCCAGCCAAGUCAACACGUACCGGCUCAUGGACCGUCGAGUCUGGGUAUGUGUCCGCACAGGUGACCGACUCUGAUGCCUCUUCCACUGCUGUCACAUUCAAGCCUGAUAUCAAGAAAUCCGGAAAUUACACCGUUAAGGUCUACACUCCCGGUUGUACCCAGGACGACAGCUGCAGCUCCAGAGGAAUUGUCAAUGUUACGGCCACUCUUACGAGCGGCUCUAGUUCCGACCAGCCCGAUCCUGCCUACUUCUACCAGACCAACAACCACGACAAGUAUGACACUUUCUACACUGGCUACGUCGACGCCAGCAGUGACUCUUUUCGACCGGAAGUCACCGUCAAGGCCAAGGAUGGUCAAGGAGACAUCACCAUUGUUGCAUCACGCGUCCGUUUCGAAUUACUUUCAAGCACCGGUGGCAGCGGUGAUCUCAAUGGACUUUACGACUACGACCCAGCUUCCGAGACCGAUACUACCGAUGUGACCAAGUCAGACGUCAACAAGGCGGGUACAUCUCUUGAUCAUGAUGCCUUGGUAUCUUGUAUUGAGGAGUAUGACGACGUAAUCUACGUUGCCGGCAAUUUCUCCGACAGUAAGGUCCGCAACAUCAUGUCGAUCACAGACGGAAAUGUCACUGCAAUGUCUGGCUCUGGCUUGAACUCCCCAGUGCUGGCAAUGACCACUCUUGAUAAGACCAUGUACGUCGGAGGCCGCUUCACUGAUACUUCCGAUGGAGGAGAAGAUGGCCUCGCGCAUGUGGCAUCUUACUCUUUCUCCUCGAAGAAGUGGUCCGCCCUAGGUGCCGGUUUGAAUGGCCCUGUCACCUCGAUUUGGCCCGUUGAACUUAACGCAUCAAGUUCGAUUAAUGAGACUAUUGUCGCUGUUAGCGGUGACUUUGACCAAAUUAUUGCCACUGAUGGAAACUCCGCGGUCUUUGUGGCUGGUUUCGCCAUCUGGGUCCCAUCCAAGAAGGACUGGCUUCAGAACCUUAAUGUCACCCAGAUGCAGUUUGGUGGUCAAUUGUCGGCCUUUGCAUCGCACAACAACACUCUUAUUCUGGCUGGCAGCCUUUCUACCGACGGUACCACCGCUGGAAGUGCAGUAUCGCUCCUGGAAUCGGAUGGCGCCGAACUUAUCCCCCUGUCAAUGAAGAUUGACCACCGAAACUCAAGCACCGGUCUGUACUUCGGUGCCUAUGAUACCGGUGAUGAUCGAAAUCUCACCAUCUACGGUGGACACUUCACCGCUACUGGUAGCAAUGGAUCGACCAUUCAGAACAUUGCCAUCCUGAACGGUACCGAUGAGACCAUCUCAGGCCUACCCUCGGGUAUCGAUAGCAACUCAACAAUCGCUUCAAUGCUCGUGUACAACAACACCCUCUAUGCAGGUGGAAACUUGACCGGCAAGAUUGGCGACGAGGACUUGAGUGGAUUUGUGAUCUACGACCUCAGCAAGAACGAAUUUGCAUCAAGUCAAUCCUCCGUGGAAGGCUCCAAUGUCACCGUAAACUCCAUUGUCAACCGACCCAGUUCAUCUGAAGUCUGGAUUGGAGGCAAAUUUGAACAGGUCGGGACAUUCCCUUGCCCCUCUGUCUGCUACGUCGAUUCGUCCAGCGGGGAAUGGGGCCGUCCCGGUGUAUCCCUCGAUGGCACUGUGACUGACCUCCAGUGGGCAAGCAAGACCAAGCUCAUGGCGGUGGGUGAUCUCUUAGUGGAUGGCAACAAAACCUCAAUUGCUACCUACGAAACUAAAUCCCAAGCGUGGACUUCUCUGACUGGUGCAUCCCAGUCAGAUCUUCCUGGAAACAUCACUGCGUUCGCCCCUGCCAGUGAAGACCUGUCCAAGUUCUGGAUUGGAGGUACUGCUACUAAUGGAUCUGCCUUCUUUUUGAGCUACUAUGAUUCUAAAUUCCACUCUCCUGGUGAUCUCUUCUCCCAGGGCUCCGUCAUCCGUGGUCUGGAGUUGCUUCCCGUUACCAAGGAUCACUCCGAGGCCUCCUUGUUGAACAACUAUCAGACACUGCUGAUCAUGGGCUCCCUUGUAAUCCCAGACUUUGGAAAUGCAUCCGCAGCACUCUACAACGGAACCACCAUCACACCCUUCAUUCUUUCCUCGAAGUCUGAUGGGUCGUCAGGCAGCAUGUCAAGUUUCAUCUCUGAGAACAAGAAUACCUUCAGCAGCAACGAGAAGCACCACUCUAACGGCAUUGCCGUCCUGGUCGCCUUCUGUUGCGCCCUUGGUUGCGUCUUCCUUAUCGUCCUGGCCGGUGUCAUUCUGAACAAGGUGCAGCGCCGCCGCCAGGGCUACGCAGCUGCUCCACAAACAUUUGGUACCGACCGCCCAUCCGACAUGCAGCGUCUUCCCCCAGAAUAUCUCUUCAACUCGCUGCGCCAGCCCAACCCCACUGCCCCAGUCCUUUAA